GCCACCACACUACUCACAACCUGCUCCUUCCCAAUCCCCUCAAUAACAUACCUCAUCUUCAAGUCCGUUGGAAUCGGAUUCGCCGUACCCUUAACGCUACGAUGCUGUCUCUCAAUCUCACUAAACGCGCCCUGCAGCCCAUACCAUUGUGCCUGGUACUUCUCGCGGCCCUGCGCGAUAGUGAUGGGAUCCUCGAAGGUCGCGUCGUCGCGCUAGAGAGCGAGUCUUUGGAGAGACGGGUGUCCGGCAAAGAGGUCGAGGAUCGAGCCGAAAAUGGGUUGUUGCUGGGUAGAGAGGGUGACGCCGGGGGUGGUGGGAAUGUUCGUGUUUUCGAUGUUGAGGAAGGAGAGGAGGGAUUGGGAGGGAAUUUCUGUUACGGCUUCAGCUUGGAGUUCUCAGCUGGAGGUGCUCAGAUUGGUAACAGAGAAGGGACAUUUGGGCUGAUGUUGUGAAUCUGGAUAUCUGUGAAACUGCGGGGUUUGAUAGUUGUCUGAACGAUGUGUUACAAGUUCGUGUGAUGGUGAAUGGACGCAUUGAUUCAAUUAUGAGGAUUUAUCUACGCAUAUGAGCACCUAUCCAACCCUCCUUUAUGCGACAGCUGGUCGUGACGCGUUCUCACUUGAACGCGUUCGGUGCAGAGUCCAAGACGUCAUCGGUUGGCUUGAGACGUUCCAGUGGAUAGAGCAGAUCAUCGCGGGUUUAAACUCCAGGGUUGCAAAAACGUGGUUUCCGCUUCGCGAAAUCGAUCCUUCUUAUGAUUCAAUUGGGGAGGAAUGAGAAUCCGAUCUUCCAUAUCGCAAUUCUGACGUUGGUGCAUCCUGGCUUCGGCGUGUAGUCGGUCAAAUCCAAGGUUCGCAGGCGGUCGUUGGCAAUCUCAUACUUUGCCUUUAUAUUGAUCUCUUCUCUCAGACCAAAACUGACCUGUGAAAGCCCAUGAAUA
Messenger RNA from Macroventuria anomochaeta, 940 nucleotides. RefSeq lists its product as uncharacterized. The coding region runs from base 102 to 452 and encodes 116 amino acids. The record is from RefSeq and is a predicted model, not a curated record. Lineage: Eukaryota; Fungi; Ascomycota; Dothideomycetes; Pleosporales; Didymellaceae. The transcript has a single exon.